Chanos chanos (milkfish) is the source of this 2883-nucleotide messenger RNA. It is a transcript of the gene arhgap39, whose product is annotated as Rho GTPase activating protein 39. Gene Ontology annotation, molecular function: GTPase activator activity; protein binding. The record is from RefSeq and is a predicted model, not a curated record. Gene Ontology annotation, biological process: signal transduction. The transcript is spliced from 10 exons. The coding region runs from base 1 to 2883 and encodes 960 amino acids. Gene Ontology annotation, cellular component: cytoplasm; cytoskeleton. Lineage: Eukaryota; Metazoa; Chordata; Actinopteri; Gonorynchiformes; Chanidae.
AUGUGGUUGGAGUGGGUGGAGAUCAUUGAACCGCGGACGCGGGAACGGAUGUAUGCCAACCUGCUGACGGGCGAAUGCGUGUGGGAUGCUCCUGCGGGUGUGCGGAUCAAACGCAGCGGUCAAGAUCAGUGGUGGGAGCUCUUCGACUCCAACACGUCCCGUUUCUACUACUACAACGCCUCCACUCAACGCACCGUUUGGCACCGCCCCCACAAUUGCGACAUCAUCCCCCUCGCUAAACUUCAGACGCUCAAACAGAACACAGACACGCCUCCGCCCAUCGCUACGACGACGACCACCGCAUCAGCUGACAGCAGCCCCGCCCGCAGCGGGGUCAGCACCACCUCGUCACAGGAACAAGAAGAGAAAGCCCCAAGAGAAGACGGGGAGAGGUUUCGGUGGGGUACAGGCAGUAAAGAGAGGAUGCUGAUUAAAGUGUCAGAGCGGGAGCCCAGUUUCCUGUCUCAGGGCAACGGUUAUUCUGGCUCCUCUCCCCGUUCCAGACGCUCCUCUGGCAAUGCUCCACCUGACCCUGAGGCCAAUCCCCUUUACCUGACUGACAGACGCCAGUCACAGUCUCCCUUCCUGAAGAGGGCGGAGCUAGGUGGUACUCAGCGUCGUUGCUCUGGAGACUCACAGCCUCCCUCCCCACGAUAUGCUUAUGAGCCACCACUCUAUGAGGAGCCACCCUCAGAGUACCAAGCCCCGCCCAUUUAUGAAGAACCGCCCACUGACAUGCACUGCGACUCCUCCCAUUAUGGCUCUGAUAGGUCGCCAGCACGUAAACCUGGCCUUUACCACUCCCCUAAGCAAAGCCCGUCCCCCUAUGGACAGCUAGUGCUGACCAGACAGCGAGGCUCCACCCCUGAGAAGACUUCUGUGCAUGAAGGGCGGGACUACAGCUCCACUGGACACGACUAUAGUUCUGCAGGGCGGGACUAUAGCUCAAGUGGGCGGGACUACAGUUCUAGUGGAAGGGACUACAGCUCAGGUGGGCGGGAUUACAGCUCCGGUGGGCGGGAGUAUAGCGCCGCUGGGCGCGAAUACGUGAAGCAGCUCGUUUACGUAGAGCAGUCCGGCUCCUCCCCCAGAUUCCGGACAACGGAACGGGUGCUAAGCUAUGGAACGACGGGUCCGGGAGGAGUAUCUGCCGGCAUGUCUUAUGGCGGCUCGUUUACGCUACAGCACAGCCAUGACGCGGGUGGUGGGAAUCGUAAGCGUAAGAACCGUAAACCGUCACUGCCUGGAGGAGAGGGAGAGAGUUUUGGGUCAGGGUUAGGAGCGGUCCUCACACAGGCACGCCUCGCUUGGGAGGCGCAGCAGGUCAUUCACCAACGAGGCAGCGUUUCCUCCGCGCAGCAAGCUGGAAGCGCUAAAGAUGGCUACGAGAGCGAUGGGGCAAUGCCCCUUCCUCUGCCAGGGCCAGUGGUGCGAGCGUUUAGUGAGGACGAGGCCCUGGCUCUGCAGGAUGGGCAUUGGAAACGUGCCACCUUAGACAGAUUGGCAUUUCCUCAAACACUGCUGGAGAAAAGCCUGUCUGUACAGACCAACUUAGCAUCCCCUGAGCCCUACCUGCAUCCCUCACAGUCGGAGGAUCUGGGAGCAUGCUCUCAGUUUGAAGCAAGCCGAAAUGCUCGGAACAUGAUGCCCAGUGCUAGCUGUGGCAUUUUCCAAGAAUUCACACUGCGUAAACCCUCCUCUGAGACCGACAUAGAAAACUGGGCAUCUAAACACUUUAACAAACAUACACAGGGUUUGUUCAGGAGGAAGGUAUCUAUCGCCAACAUGCUGUCCUGGAGCAGCGAACCUAUAAAGAAGCCCAUGAUCGUGACCUCCGACCGCGCGGUGAAACGCGAAGCCGUGGAACUCUUCAAGCUGAUCCAGACUUACAUGGGCGACCGACGGGCGAAAGGCGACCCCCUGUCCGUGGCCCUGGAGGUGGUGGUGAGGGGAUGGAGCUGCCAAGGCCUGCGGGACGAACUCUACAUCCAAAUGUGUCGGCAGACCACGGAAAACUUUCGCUACGACAGCCUGCAGAGGGGCUGGGAGCUCAUGGCUAUCUGCCUGGCCUUUUUCCCUCCGACGCCCCGGUUCCACAACUACCUGGAGGGCUACAUCUACCGACACAUGGACCCUCUGAAUGACACCAAGGGAGUGGCCAUCAGCAGCUAUGCUAAAUACUGCUAUCGCAAACUACAGAAAGCUGCCCUCACAGGGGCUAAAAAGGGAUUGAAAAAGCCAUGCCUAGAGGAGAUUGCUCACGCACAGAAUGCCAUCUUCAGCCCCUCCAUGUUCGGCUCCUCUCUGGAGGAAGUAAUGUCUUUGCAGAAAGAGCGUUACCCUGACCGACAGUUACCAUGGGUACAGACCCGCCUGUCAGAGGAAGUCCUCGGUCUAAACGGAGACCAAACAGAGGGCAUCUUUAGGGUGCCAGGGGACAUUGAUGAGGUGAACGCUCUCAAGUUGCAGGUGGACCAGUGGAAGGUGCCGACUGGCCUGGAGGACCCACAUGUCCCAGCGUCUCUGUUGAAGUUGUGGUACAGGGAACUAGAGGAACCGGUGAUUCCUCAUGAGUAUUAUGAAGAAUGCAUCUCCAACUAUGACAGUCCUGAAGCUGCUGUAAACGUUGUGCACAACCUCCCUCACAUCAACAAACUGGUGCUCUGCUACCUCAUCCGCUUCCUCCAGGUGUUUGCUCAGCCUGCUAAUGUGUCAGUAACUAAGAUGGACGUGAGCAAUCUGGCGAUGGUGAUGGCUCCUAACUGUCUGCGAUGCCAGUCGGACGAGCCACGCGUGAUCUUCGAGAACACAAGGAAAGAGAUGAGCUUUAUUAGAGUGCUCAUCCAGCACCUCGACACCAGCUUCAUGGAUGGGGUGCUAUAA